AUGAAUAAUUAAAAGCUCAUCAACAACACAUAUAUAACGAAAAAGAGAAUUUCUUCUGGUUCUUUUGGUGUCGUAUAUAUGGGACAAGAUAUCAAUACUCGGAAUUUUGUAGCAAUCAAGGUUGAUAAGGAAAACAAGGAAGACUCUAGUCUUCAAAGAGAAGUAAAAAUAAAAGUGUAUUAUCCUGUUAGGCAGACAUCCUGAGAAAACUGCAACACUUAAAACACAUUCCGAAACUUUAUUGGUCAGGACGGGAAGGAGAUUCAACAUACUUGGUGAUUCAAUAUUUGGGAAGAGAUUUGACCCAUUACAUUAAAAAUUAUCGAAAGUUUUCCUUAAAAUGUGUACUCAAUAUUGCAGAACAAAUGAUAAUAAUCUUAGAAAGUUUGCACAAACAGUAAAGAUAUUAGUUUUAUUUUGCAGCAACGUAAUUCAUAGAGAUAUCAAACCAGAAAAUAUAUUGGUUGGUAAAGAAGAUGAAGAAAAUCAACUGUUUAUUGUGGACUUUGGGAUUAGUAAGUUUUAUAAAGAUGAAAAUGAAUCCCAUAUGUAAGAAUCCCUUUUCUAUUCCUUAGAUCUCUAAGAGAGAGACAACCAUUUAUCGGAACCACUCGAUAUGCAAGUAUCAAUGCUCACAAAGGAUUAUCUUUAAGUAGAAGAGAUGACAUGGAAUCCUUAUGUUACAUGUUGAUCUACCUAUUAAAAGGUAUUGAUUUAUGCACUAAAAUGCUAGGUUAGCUUCCAUGGCAAAAUCUUCAGUUUACUUCGGAGGAGGAUAAAAUAAAUUAAGUUGGCCAAUUAAAAAUAAAAAUAGACACUAAUGAAUUAUGCUAAGGAUUGCCUAUUGAAUUUGCCAGGUACUUGGAUUAUGUUAAAGGAUUGCCAUUUAAGUCAGAACCAAAUUAUAAAUAUUGUUUGUCAUUGUUCAGAAAAAUAUCAAACGAACAUAAUUACCUUUCAAAAGAACUCAUUUUUGAUUGGAUAAUAUCUCAGAAAACUGAUAGAGAAGGAUAAUCAUCAAGCAGUAAUCUCCUUAAUAGCAAACCCUCGUUGUAAAUUAUAUAAUUCAAAACUCAUAGGUUUAAGAAAUCCAAAGAAGAUCUUUCUUCCUCUAACAAUCUUUUAGGUUCAUAAUUAAAUCAAUCAAUGGAGUAAGACAUGAACUCCUUACUCAAAAUGCCUGAUAAAAAGAGAUCUACUCUUACACCUGAAAUAAAUCGCAAAAAAAACAGAUUAUAAUCUAUCAGUAGUAAUAAUGAUACAGUUUCUGACAAUGAUUUCAAUAACAGCGUGUUGAUUGGAAUUCAACCUAGUAUCUUGAGCAGACUAAGUAGAAUAUCUUUUAAUUCAAACUCAAAGUUUUAGAAUAGUAAGUCCAAUCAAUCAUGUACUCCAAAUACUAAUCAACUUGAUCAUCUCAUUUCUAUUUCUCCUGAUUCCAAUUUGGAAAACCUAUUAAAUGAAUAGAAAAAAAGAUCCAACCUGAGUCAAUCCUUCAAUCAAAUGCUGAAAGAUGAUGAUACUACUAUUGAAUUCUAGAAGAUGAAUGAAGGAGAUGAAGGAAUUGAGAGGAAAUACGUAGAGCUUAAACUUCGCUUUGUUAGGGCGUAUGUAAAUUUUAUUUAUUAUGUAGUCGCUUUAAACCUGGACUCAACAAUAACCUAAAAUAAUGA
This is a messenger RNA of Paramecium octaurelia, 1673 nucleotides long. NCBI's taxonomy places the organism in Eukaryota, Ciliophora, Oligohymenophorea, Peniculida, Parameciidae. The record is from the annotation of a GenBank genome assembly.